UCUGGGGCCCGAUCCUUCCCCUUUAAGGCCCUGGGGCGCUGCCGCUCACCUGCGCAGGUGACGGCGGCGCUGACGUGCGCGGGGACCGCCAUGGCCGCCUCUGCCCUCUUCAUCCUCGACCUCAAGGGGAAGCCCCUCAUCAGCCGCAACUACAAAGGGGAUGUGGGGCUGGGGGAGAUCGAGCACUUUAUGGGGCUGAUGCUGCAGCGGGAGGAGGAGGGGGCCCUGGCGCCGCUCCUGCCCCACGGCCACGUCCAUUUCCUCUGGAUCAAGCACUCCAACCUCUACCUGGUGGCCACCACCAAGAAGAACGGGAACGCAUCCUUGGUGUAUUCCUUCCUCUAUAAGGUGGUGGAGGUGUUCCGUGAGUACUUCAAGGAGCUGGAGGAGGAGAGCAUCCGGGACAACUUCGUCACCGUCUACGAGCUCCUGGACGAGCUCAUGGAUUUCGGCUUCCCCCAGACCACCGACAGCAGGAUCCUGCAGGAGUACAUCACACAGGAGGGGACCAAGCUGGAGCGGGGCGGGUGCCGGGUGCCCAGCACCGUGACCAGCGCCGUGUCCUGGCGCCCCGAGGGCAUCCGCUACAAGAGGAACGAGGUCUUCAUCGACGUCGUUGAGGCAGUGAACCUGCUGGUGAGCGCCAGCGGCGCGGUGCUGCUCAGUGAGGUGCUGGGCACCAUCAGGCUCAAGGUUUUCCUCUCGGGGAUGCCCGAGCUCCGCCUGGGCCUCAACGACCGCGUCCUCUUCGAGCUCACCGGCAGGGGCAGGAGCCGGUCGGUGGAGCUGGAGGACGUCCGGUUCCACCAGUGCGUGCGCCUGGCGCGCUUCGCCUCGGACCGCACCAUCUCCUUCAUCCCCCCCGACGGCGACUUCGAGCUCAUGGCCUAUCGCCUCAGCACGCAGGCGAGCACGCGGCACCGGCACCUUUGGGGCACGGGGGGCACACACAUGGGGCUCACCGCAUCCCCCCCUCCGUGUCCAUCGCAGGUGAAGCCGCUCAUCUGGGUCGAGUCGGUCAUUGAGAGGUUCUCCCACAGCCGGGUGGAAAUCCUGGUCAAG
Pezoporus flaviventris is the source of this 1062-nucleotide messenger RNA. It is a transcript of the gene AP1M2, whose product is annotated as adaptor related protein complex 1 subunit mu 2. Gene Ontology annotation, cellular component: clathrin adaptor complex; clathrin-coated vesicle. Gene Ontology annotation, molecular function: clathrin-cargo adaptor activity. NCBI's taxonomy places the organism in Eukaryota, Metazoa, Chordata, Aves, Psittaciformes, Psittacidae. The record is from RefSeq and is a predicted model, not a curated record. Gene Ontology annotation, biological process: vesicle-mediated transport; intracellular protein transport.